Messenger RNA from Ziziphus jujuba (common jujube), 3179 nucleotides. RefSeq names its product eukaryotic translation initiation factor. The transcript is spliced from 9 exons. The record is from RefSeq and is a predicted model, not a curated record. Bases 301 to 2736 code for a protein of 811 amino acids. Gene Ontology annotation, cellular component: eukaryotic translation initiation factor 4F complex. Gene Ontology annotation, molecular function: mRNA binding; translation initiation factor activity; protein binding. Lineage: Eukaryota; Viridiplantae; Streptophyta; Magnoliopsida; Rosales; Rhamnaceae.
CCAUUCUCUCUCACAACGAGCGAGGGUUUUUUAAGCCUCUCCACCGGCCUCUUGUACUUCUUCUCUUUUCCAUUGCUCUCUCUCUGUCCUCUACAGAAGAGAGAGAAUUAACCAAACCUCUCUAUCCUCAAAACCCUCUCUCUCAUUCUCUCUCUCUCAUUCUCUCUCUCUCUUUAUCUUUCUCUGAAUCAAAUCCCAUCGAUUCGGCGUCUCGCAGCCGCUGAAUCUCUUUUUUUUGUCUAUCUCUCUCUUCUUUGAUCGAACGGCGGAGAUUUACUUUUCGGAGUGAAAGAUCGAGGUAUGCAGCAAGGUGAUCAGACGGUGUUGAGCUUGAGACCUGGUGGCGGUCGUGGCAGACUCCUUGGUCCUCGCCUAGACAGCUCCUCUUCCUCUUCUUCUUCCUCGUUGUCUUCGUCUUCGUCUGCCUUUGCUCUCGGUUCCUUUUACUCUGAUCCUCUUUUGCGUCCUCAUGGCGGUGCUCCUACUAAUUUCUCUAUAAAGAUUGGAGAUUCACGGUUUGAGGGUCGUGAGCGUGUGCGGUACACACGGGACCAGCUACUGCAGCAUAGAGAGGUUGGUGACAUUCCUGAUGAGAUUUUAAAAAUUAGACGGGAAAUCGAAGCUGAAUUUCUUGGUGAAGAUCAAAACUGGGGACGUGUCGAAACCAAUGUACCAAAUCAAUCUCAGAGUCGUUAUUCUGAGCCAGAUGAUCGUGAUUGGCGUGGCCGGUCUGCACAGCUUCCUACCUCUGGAGAUGACAGGUCUUGGGAAAACCUACGUGAAAAUAAAGAAUUUGGUAAUAGAUUUGAUUCCAGACAGCAGGAUGCGAAUCAAUUUAAUCGCCAAGACCAACUCAAUACCCAAUUUGGAAGGACACAGUUGCCUUCUAACCAAGGGGGAGGACCACCUCCUGCUCUUGCCAAGGCUUCAGUGCCAUGGUCAGCUAAAAGGGGAAAUUUAUCUGAGAAGGAGCGUGUUUUGAAGACCGUGAAGGGGAUACUGAACAAGCUGACUCCUGAGAAAUUUGAUCUUCUUAAAGGUCAACUUAUUGAUUCUGGCAUUACAUCCGCUGAUAUCUUAAGGGAUGUUAUUGCACUUAUAUUUGAUAAAGCUGUGCUGGAGCCCACAUUUUGCCCCAUGUAUGCUCUUCUAUGUUCCGAUCUUAAUGCCAAGCUGCCCCCAUUUCCAUCUGAUGAACCAGGUGGGAAGGAAAUCACUUUUAAGCGUGUCCUCUUGAAUAACUGUCAGGAGGCUUUUGAAGGUGCUGAAAAAAUGAGGGAGGAAGUCAGGCAGAUGACUGCUCCUGAACAAGAAGGGGAGCGUAGGGACAAAGAGAGAUUGGUCAAGCUUCGUACUCUUGGGAACAUUCGUUUGAUUGGGGAGCUUCUGAAGCAGAAGAUGGUACCUGAAAAGAUAGUCCAUCACAUUGUUCAGGAACUUUUAGGGUCUGACGUUAAAACGUGCCCUGCUGAGGAAAAUGUUGAGGCCAUAUGUCAGUUUUUUAACACUAUUGGCAAGCAGCUAGAUGAGAGCCAGAAAUCACGCCGGAUAAAUGAUAUGUACUUUAGCCGAUUGAAGGAACUGACAACUAACCCUCAAUUGGCUCCGAGGCUAAGGUUCAUGGUUCGUGAUGUUCUGGACUUGCGAGCCAACAAUUGGGUUCCGAGACGUGAAGAGGUAAAAGCGAAAACCAUUACUGAAAUACAUACAGAGGCUGAAAGGAACCUUGGACUUCGUCCAGGGGCUACUGCAAGCAUCAGAAAUAAUCGUGGUGUUAUUUCUGGAGCCCAAGGUAGCACCAGCCCUGGAGGCUUCCUCAUCACGAGACCUGGUACAGGUGGUAUGAUGCCUGGAAUGCCAGGAGCAAGGAAGAUGCCUGGAAUGCCUGGAAUAGAUAAUGAUAAUUGGGAGGUGCCUAGGAAUCGAUCGAUGCCGCGGGGCGAUGGGCCAGUUAUGGAGGCUGCUGGCCGUGGUCAGUCAUCAUUGUUUGGCAAGUCAGCAACAGUUAACGUAAGACUUUUACCUCAGGGUAGUGGUGGAUUCAUAAGUGGCAAGACUAGUGCCCUAUUGCAGGGCAGUGGUGGGCCUCCUGCUCGUUCAUCGAACUAUGGUGUGGGUACAGAGUUUGCAGCUCAAGUCCCUUUGCCUGCUAAACCUGUUCCUGCUGCGGCAGUGCCUCUGGUUGCUGAGAAACCACGGUUGCCAGAGGCUCCAGCAACAAAAUUGAAUGAAGAUGACCUUCAUAAAAAGACGGUCUCUCUUCUUGAGGAAUAUUUCAGUAUCAGGAUUUUAGGCGAAGCUCUACAAUGCAUAGAGGAAUUGAAGGCUCCAGCUUACCACCCGGAGGUUGUUAAGGAAGCCAUUUCCCUUGCACUGGAGAAAAGUCCACCCUGUAUCGAGCCGGUUGUGAGGCUUCUGGACUUCUUGAUUUCUAAGAAGGUUGUCACAGCCAGAGACAUUGGGACUGGAUGUUUGCUUUAUGCAUCAAUGCUGGAUGAUGUAGGCAUUGAUGUACCGAAAGCACCAAAUAAUUUUGGUGAAAUUAUAGGGAAUUUACUCUUGAUUGGUGCUUUGGAUUUUAAAGUGGUGAAAGAGGUUCUCAAGAAGGUGGAAGAUGAUCGUUUCCAGAAAGCUAUAUUUGAAGCAGGAAUGCGGAUUAUUAGCGCUAGUCCAUCAGGGCAGGGUGUACUGGAAUCACAAGCAUCUGAUAUUGAUGCCUGCCGGAGUAUGCUCUAGAAAGUCAUAAAUUAUCCAUGCGACGGGUACUCAGUUUCUGUAACCAUGUGAACUUGUGGUUCUCCUUUUUUUUUUUUUUUUUUUUUUUUUUUUUUGGUGUCUUUUCUUCUCACAUCCCUGCAAUGACCUUUUCCUUCUUCCCCUGUUUGAGAUGAGGGAGUUGUAUUACAGUAUGUGAUAAGGUGGAGCUUCCAAGAACGAAGGUAAUUUUUAUUGAGUUGUAUAUUUUUUCGAGGUAAUAGCCGUCGUGUGUUUGUUGAGGAAAGAAAAUGAAAAACAUAACGCAAAUGGAUUUUGGUCUCGGGUGUGGCCUAACGAUGUGCCAAAUUUCCUCGAGAAGAGUCGCCCUUAAAGGGGAUCCAGUUGUUUUGUACUUGAUUAGUUUUUGUUUUUUUAUCAUUUUUUAUUUUGUCUACCGAGUAUAAUUUAGUUCAUUGUUAAAA